Lemur catta (Ring-tailed lemur) is the source of this 1056-nucleotide messenger RNA. RefSeq names its product WAP four-disulfide core domain protein 8-like. Gene Ontology annotation, cellular component: extracellular region. Lineage: Eukaryota; Metazoa; Chordata; Mammalia; Primates; Lemuridae. Gene Ontology annotation, molecular function: serine-type endopeptidase inhibitor activity. The transcript has 7 exons. The record is from RefSeq and is a predicted model, not a curated record.
AUGGACGGCAGCGGGGACGGGGAGGCCGCUCUGGGGGAGCACGUGGCGCCCUGCUCGCCUGCUCCCGGGGCUGCUGGGAUGGUGGCGGAAUCCCGAGGCCUCCUGGACCCCUACAUUCUUUCCCCUGCCCUUCUGCAGGGCCCUGGCUGGCUGCUCGUGGACCUCAACGCGGGAAGCACCCGCGAGACCCCGAGCAUCCUCCCCGGCUCCGUCCUUCCUAGGAAUGUAAUUUUCCUGCUGCUUCUCUUCUUAUCUUUGGAGCAGACCUCUGCAUCGCUGGCUGACGAAAUCAAAUAGAAACCAGGAGUGUGCCCCGGAGAAAGGAUUACCUGUCACAUUAAAAUUCAGGACUAUUGCAGAAGGGAUUUUGACUGCUCAGGACACCAGAAGUGCUGUACUUUUGCCUGUAGGAAGAAGUGGUUGGAUCCCUAUCAAGAACCCGGCACAUUGCCCUUGAACCAAGGAAUAUGUAAGCUUAACCUAUGGCGCUGGUAUUUUGACUUUGAAAACGGUAGCUGCAAAUCCUUUACAUAUAGGGGCUGCCUUGGGAAUGCGAACAACCUCUUCAGCAAUGAUGACUGCAAGAAGGCCUGCAUGUCAGUUGUCAAGGAAGGUCAGUGCCCACUCUUUCCUUUCACCGCCCGUAUGGAGUGUCCAGCUUUGUGUAUGAGUGACAUCAAUUGCCCCAAGUGGAACAAGUGUUAUGAAUCCACAUGUGGCUUUGUUUGCUCCAGGGCCUGGACAGUCAAAGCAGGUUUCUGCCCACGCAAGCCCUUGGUGUGUCCCAAGAUUGAUAAACCCAAGUGCCUGCAGGAUGAUGACUGCCCAUUGGCAGAAAAGUGCUGCACAGAUUGUGGACUGAAAUGCAUGGAACCCCAAAUUUGAACAGUGUGCACUUUUACUGAACUAGCCUUGAGUCUGUGUACAGGUAAGCCCUGGCUGCAUCCACACCUCCACCUACUCCCAGGGAGACUGAAGGCCUUCAAGCAUCUCAAGUUGGGGGAUAAACGGGGCCAUGAUAGUUGAUCAUUCAAAAUAAACCAAAGUUAAAAAGUA